Messenger RNA from Suillus fuscotomentosus, 1050 nucleotides. RefSeq lists its product as uncharacterized. The record is from RefSeq and is a predicted model, not a curated record. Lineage: Eukaryota; Fungi; Basidiomycota; Agaricomycetes; Boletales; Suillaceae. Bases 259 to 864 code for a protein of 201 amino acids. The transcript is spliced from 6 exons.
UGUCAUCACCUUGAACGAUUGCUUGUAUGUGCAUCCAUCGAUAAAACAGCGCGUCUAUGGAAUCUCGACACAAACCUCCCAGUCGGUCCACCCCUCCGACAUGAGGAUGCUGUGCUCUGCGCAGCCCUUUCCGCUGAUGGAAAACUGCUAGUCACUGGUUGCAAAAACGGAAACGCGUAUGUGUGGGACAUUCAAGCCAUCCUCAAAGAAGAUGGCCUUGAAGACAUCCUCCAACCUCUGUCUAAUGUCCCAGCUCGAAUGAACAGCAAUGCUACUCGACGUCCACCUAUCCAGGCCCGUCCAAUACCGCCUGCCUUUUUCGAUGGCGUACAAAAUGGCCCCCAGUCAUCUCCAACACGUAGUACCCAUCGUUCUCCCGCUCGCAGCACUCUGGCACCUCUUCUCAAACAUUUUUCAUCCCUUUUCCACCACUCUCACUCAAAUGUUGAUGAAGCAACCGAUCUCCAGCAACGCCCAAGGUGGUCGAUCCUCUCUCGUGGUCCUCGUAUCGUCGAAGUGGCUGCAGUAAAGGACAGAGAGGUUAUAUUCACUGCUCCCCCACCGCCAGAAAAAACGCAGCAGCAGACCCAAUCGCACGCCCAGGAAUCAUCUACGACACAGCCUGCUCCAGGUACUAAUCCUACUACACCACGUCGCAGAUACCCACUACCCGUCCGAUUAUUGGCUCAUCUCGUGCUUUUUUGUUGCUGUGCAUCACCUCAGCACGCUAAUGAAAAUGCACAACGAACACAGCAGCAAAGCCAAGUCCAUGCCCAGGCGUCAUCAUUACAGACUCAGUCUACUGCCGCCUCGACAUCCGCUCCUGCGACUAUUCCUACCGCGCUAAGCGCAGCAAGCGCGUAGCCACGGCCCCUCCUAUGGCGGACUCAUUUCGUUUUCUCUUCUACUGUGCAACUCCCCCACACGCCGAUGGACAUUAAUACUGACUCGUGCAAUGCAUCGUUCGAUAAUGUCAACCGUUGCAAGAGAAAAAAUCAGUUUUAUGGUCUGUGACCCUACGUCGGACAUAGCCCUAUUCGAGUGCGGAGU